Molecule: messenger RNA, 568 nt
Organism: Dipodomys ordii (Ord's kangaroo rat)
Lineage: Eukaryota; Metazoa; Chordata; Mammalia; Rodentia; Heteromyidae
Product: GDP-fucose protein O-fucosyltransferase 2-like
Exons: 3
Coding region: 20-568 (182 amino acids)
Biological process (GO): protein O-linked glycosylation via fucose
Molecular function (GO): peptide-O-fucosyltransferase activity
Source: RefSeq, a predicted model, not a curated record
GUGCGUGGCCGCCGGGGCCAUGGCGGCUCUCGGCGUCGUCUGCCUGCUGCUCGGGCUGGCGUCCUGGCGGCCGGCCGCGGCCUCGGGUGAGGAGUUCUGGCCCGGACAGUCGGCGGCCGACAUCCUGUCCGCGCGCUGCUCCCCGCCUGUCAGCUACCUGCUGUACGACGUCAACCCCCCCGAAGGCUUCAACCUCCGCAGGGAUGUCUACAUCCGCGUGGCCUCACUGCUGAAGACGCUGCUGAAGACGGAGGAGUGGGUGCUCGUGCUGCCCCCGUGGGGGCGCCUCUACCACUGGCAGAGCCCCGACAUCCACCAGGUCCGCAUCCCCUGGGCGGAGUUCUUUGACCUCCCGAGUCUGAACAAGAACAUCCCUGUCAUCGAGUACGAGCAGUUCAUCGCAGAGUCUGGUGGGCCCUUUAUUGACCAGGUGUACGUCCUGCAAGGGUACGCGGAAGGCUGGAAGGAGGGCACUUGGGAGGAGAAGGUGGAUGGACGACCCUGCAUCGAUCCGCUGCUGUACUCGCAGGACAAGCACGAGUACUACAGGUACAGGAGACCCAUCUGA